Molecule: messenger RNA, 4296 nt
Organism: Poecilia reticulata (guppy)
Lineage: Eukaryota; Metazoa; Chordata; Actinopteri; Cyprinodontiformes; Poeciliidae
Source: RefSeq, a predicted model, not a curated record
AUGGCUGUGGCUCCCCCGGGCCAGUCCUCACUUGUGCAUAGUUUGGCCACACUUCUUCGCAAUAAUGGUGACGGAGUCCUGGAUGGCAGCAGCACGCUGACCCUCCCCGCCUGCACCUUGCAGCAGCUCACCAGGCUCUUUGAGCAGUAUUUGUUGUCCAGGAGCCAGCAGCAUGGCUUCCUGGCGCUUCCUUCCCAUCCGGCCGACACGUCCUCUCUGUUACAGCUGCAGUUCCUGUUCGAUGUUCUGCAGAAGACGCUCUCUCUCAAGSUCAUCCAUCCGCCUGAAGAGAGGCUGGAGUCGGCAGUGAAAAUCUUCCCUUUCAAGUCUCUCAAGUGUUUAGAGCUGAAGAGAAUCCCAGCACACCUCCUUGAGGGACUCCGAGGAGUUUAUUCCCAGCUUGAGGUCUUCAUCUGCUCAAAGAGCCUUCACUCCCUGGAGGAGCUGCUCUCUGUGUGUGGAGGUGACCUCAGCUCUGCGCUGACCUGGCUGGAGCUCCACACCCUGAACUUCAGCUACAACUCCAUCGUCUGCCUCGACCAGUCACUAAGUUUACUAAACGUCCUGAAAUCCUUGGAUCUGAGCCAUAACAAGAUUCAAGAGUGUGGAGAAUUCCUAAAGCCUCUGAGUGAAUUGGAACACUUAAACUUGGGAUACAACUGCCUCCAGAGGGCACCAACACUCAGCCCCAGCGCCAGAGCCAAGCUGCACAUGCUCAUUCUCAGGAACAACGAACUGGAAACCAUUAACGGUGUGGAGCAGUUGUCCUCGCUCCAGCAUUUAGACCUGGCCUACAACCUGCUGCUGGAACACACCCAGCUCGCCCCUCUCUCCCUGCUGCACGGCCUCACCAGCCUAAACCUGGAGGGAAACCCGCUGUAUUUCCAGAAAAGCCACCGGACCUGCACCGUGCCACACCUGUCCCCGAAGGCUGCCAGCCUCAGAAUGAGACUGGAUGGAACCCCGCUGUCCUCUUCUGAAUUAUCAGUUCUACCCAAAGCAGGUCAGCUGAUCAUCCAGGUUCAGACGUCUGUGGCUCCAACCAGUGAUCCACCUGAAUGCAACAACCAAGAGCCGUCAAGUGGGGUGGGGGAUUUGAGUGACAGCCUGACCGCUGCCGAAGUUGGGAUGUCCCGGUUUAGGAAGAAGAAGUCCAGAAGUAAGGUCAAAGUUCGGAGAGCCAGCAUAUCAGAACCAAGUGAUACUGAUCACGAGCCCAGACCCUUCUCCUCUGCACAGGACAUUGUUCUUCCUCACCAACAGGAGAUUGAGCGCAUGUCCAGCUUCAGAGAUCAGCUGGGGGAAGACUGGCUGAGAUACCAGCACCAUCUAGAUGGAGGGGCUCCCACCACCAUUAGCAGCCCACCCAUCCCUCAGACUCUAACCAACGGCGUCAGCACCUCCAUAACACCCAGUCAUCCUGGGCCUGCUGUGGAAGUCCCAGAGGUUCUCCCACCGCUGCUGUACCUGGAGCCAAACGAUCCAGAGACGAACUCCACGCUGCAGUGGCUGAGUCCGAGCGCCGAGCAAACUGAUUCCACUCUGGAGGCCAGCACCUUGGAAGGCCCAGUGGAGAAGCAGGAGGCCGCCGACUCUCAGCAGUCCAGCCCCGACUCCCAAAGGUCUGCCAGGGCGUCRAGCGGCGGGACCAACCCAGAAGAAGAAGAUGAACUCGGAGUUGACCUGUGUCGCCCCCUGUUGGUCGGCAUCCUGCCCAACGGAGAGGAGACUGACGGUGAAGGUCAGGAGGGGAAGAGGAUGGAAGUGUUUCUGCGGGUGAAGCAGGGCGUCCUGGUGGAGGUGGACCCACAGCGUGGCAUGGAGACAUCCCGACUGGAGUUGGUCAGCCUGGCCCGGGUCCAGACCACACAGGCCRUCUGGACCCCACAGGACGCUGCGGAGCCGCUUCCUGCUGUGGAGCUUCACUUUGACUACAUUGCCAAGUCCAAACAGAGGCGGUCCUACGUCCUGCUAGAUGACGACCCCCAUCAGGCAGCGCAGGUUCUGAGCGACAUCCUGUCCACUGUGCUGGUGGAAAACCAGCGGCGGGACUUUAAAUCCGGUUCCUCCUCCUCSCACCUGCAGUGCCUCCGCUGCAGGUCAGAGUUCAGCUCUCACCUGGCAGCUGGUGAAGAGGACGGUGGGAGUAGAGUGGGAGUGAUGCUGCRGGAUGGUGAGGAAGGACGGAACAGGGAGGAGCAAAUKGAGGCAGAUUAUAACAAUGGCAAUUCAGGAGCAGUGUGUGUUUGUCCAGAGUGUGGCAGUGACCAUGUGGUCCAGGUGGCCCAUCAGGCGGCGCCCUGCAGCAGCACGCCCAUCARCGGCUCGCCGCGGCUCCGACAUGAACUACAGCCUCUGGAUUUCCCACCGAGUACCAGCAGUGCAGAGCAGCUUGAUGAAGUGCAGCAUGUCGGCAGCAGCCUCCUYCUGCAGUCUGCCAUCGCCUCGCCGGAGCAGAGCUUCGUCACAGCCCAGGAAACCUCCUUUUCCAUCGGUGAUGCCCCGGACCUCACCGCCAGCCUCUGCUGCCACCCYGACAGCCAGGGAAAGGAGGAGCUGGCAGGAAGUUACCACUACUCCGUCAGUGGCGCUACGCCCCCACAARCACAAUCUCCGGCCAAACCUGCGCCUCCAUCCAUCCCAAAGGAUGACUUGGAUUUGUUGUCCGAGGACUACGAGUCCGUGGACCAUCGGCUGAAGCUUUUCUUGGAUGUGGAGGUCUUUGAAGAGGAAGAGGAGCUUCACUCUUUUCUCAAGAUGUCGGCUGUAAAAUAUGGGGAACCAGGGGAGGUUCCCUCGCUGUUGGUUGUUUCCAACAAGCGGUUAUACUUUCUGGAAAUKACAUCAGAUGUGCAUAGUCAUGGUCAAGAAAAGUUGACUUUUUUUCAGGACCGUAACAAUUUUUUCUUGUUCUUUCCUCCAGGAAUGGUCCGUGAGAUGGCCCACAAAUCUGAUAGCAGGCUCCAGUCCAUUUCCACCACGAGGCUGUCUGCCCAGCACCACCUCUGGCCUCUGGUGUGCGAAGACAUCCAGGCAGAUGUGGAGGACGGACAGCUGCAGUUCUUCUACAUCCUGGCUUUCGUCCGCCGAGAGGAGCUGUGGCUGCCUCAGACGGUGCUGGCCACCAGAGAAACUCUCUACCUGCUGGACGAAGAUCACCAAUGGAGGAAAAGCGUCUCGGCGGUGCCUGAGGACAGCCAGGAGUGCAGUGGGAGCGUCGCCAUCCUGGAAACUCUUCCGAUCAGCUGCAUGAGCUCGGUUCUGCUGUGGGCCUCGGACCCGCUCAGGAUGGACUUUAAGCUUUACGACGAGACUGUGAAACAGGAGAAGACGUGGUGCGUGCGCACGGAGAGCGCUGAGCUCCUCCAGGGUCUGCUGUCCUGGGUCAGGGCACAGUGGGAAGCCAUGUUUGGAGUCAAGCUGUACAUGGGUCUGCAAGACGAGCCGUCGUAAUGGAUCCAAACAAACAAAACAACAAAAGCUGGACUUUUAGGCUUUAGUCCUGUGCAGGUUAUUGAGCGAGUCUGCAUCUUUUGUUUUCUCUGCACUCAGUCUGCUCCCAUUACGCUUGUUGCUUCAAGCCAAGAGCUUGGAAAUGAUUGCACUCAUUCAUGUGGUACACAAGCCUGUAAAAUAGCUCUGCUUGCAUAAUUUUUCCUCCAGGAAAAAAAAAACAUCUCCAGUGAAUUUUUCUACAGCUGAAAUGAAGUGUGCCUUGUUUCUUUGUGAAGAUGAGACGUCCUCGUUUGGCGAUGCACCUAAAUGCACGUCGUGUUUUCUGGAUCACCUGUAGCGCUUUGCCAAUGUAGGGCAGGUUCCUCCGGCUGGGAUGAAUGGCAGUAAAGCUUUAAAUGCAUCCAGCCGUCAUGCGCUCAACACGAGGAACGGCUAAGGCUCUCAAGGGAAACCUUUGACCCCAAUUAGGGUCUCAUAGUUGGUCUAAGUUUAAAUGGUCUUGUAUACUGUUUAAAAUGUAAUCCACAGGUGUCCCAGAUGUGUGAAUUAAGAAUUUAUAGAUUAUCAGGAAAAAUCUAACUUAGCUAAAAUCUAAUUUAAGUUAUGUUGUUGAUGCAGAAUGCUCACUCUUAUUUUUGUAUAAAUGUGUCAUAAAUGUGUUUGCUUGGAUAUAAAAAAAAGAAAAAAGUUGUCUUUGUUCGUAUCGUUGCAUGUCCUUGAACAAUUUUGCUGAGUUCCUGCUGCAAAUUUACAAAACAGACGCAUUUUAUUUAUUGAUGAUCCUGCUGAUGGACUCAUGAUGGUGAGAUUGGAAAAAUAAAAAGAUACCCGAAGCUGAAA